GGAACAGGGAAUCAGGCCAUCAGCAGAAGUUCAUGUAAAAGCUCCGCAUCGAAUCUAUAUGUUCAUUGAGAUCUACUAAUUAAAACAGUUCAACCCUCUAUUAAGGAGAUCAAAUAAUGCAAGAUAAUUCUUAUAACGACUAAAAGAAAACUAAAACAACUGUUUACAAGAAAAAGAGAUGGCUGUCAAUUCUUUCAGAUAUCUUGCUGUCUGCUAUUUAAGACAGCCAUUGUUUAAAGUUACAUUAAGAGGUAAUGAAAACCCUAAAAACUGACCCUUUAAUACUUUUCAAAAUCUUUCUGUCUUGUAGCCACAUUAGGAGGUUCAAGCUAUCGAAAUUUUUUAAAGGUAAAGUCAAGCACAGUUUCUUCCCUACGUCACUAUUCUGAUAGCCAAAAUGGCUCAGGGUCCACCAAAGGUCCUGAAAAAAAAGGAUCCUGGUGGUGUCCUAAAUGCGGUGAACCUUGCACUCAUGUCGAUACAUUUGUCAGUAACUGCCACGCGUUUCGUUAAGUGUGAAAAAUGUAAUCAUUUUUUCAUCGUUAUACCUGAGAAUGAUGGAUCUAAAAGGGGUUUAAAGACUGAUGCUACUGUUCAUCCUGGUAAAGCAAAGCAGAAACCUCCACCUGCGCCCAAAAAAAUUUAUAACUAUCUUUCUGAUCAUGUCAUUGGUCAAAAGUACGCGAAAAAAGUUUUGUCAGUUGCAGUUUAUAACCAUUACAAGCGAGUGCAUAACAAUCUUCCUCCAGCAACAAGCACUGACAGAAGUUCUGAUAUGUUUGUUUCGAGUGAUGGAAGAAAUAUCAACAAUACUACUUUAAAUAAUAGAGAUCUUUUACAUCUUUCUGGUAUAAAUCCAAAUACGAAUAUAACUGGAAGUGCAUUAGGUCCGACGGGACCUACAGAAAAUAGACAGACCUCGUCUUCCGAUAUUCUAGAAGCCUCGUCAUACGAACUCCGCCUUGAAAAAUCAAAUAUUCUUAUGUUGGGUCCCACUGGUUCAGGAAAAACUCUACUAGCUCAGACGUUAGCUCGUUGUUUAGAUGUUCCUUUCGCUAUUUGUGAUUGUACGACAUUGACUCAAGCGGGUUACGUUGGUGAAGACAUAGAGUCCGUUAUUGCUAAACUACUACAAGAUGCAAAUUAUGAUGUAGAAAGAGCUCAAAGAGGCAUAGUAUUUCUAGAUGAGGUUGACAAAAUUGGCAGCGUUCCGGGAAUUCAUCAGCUCAGAGAUGUAGGGGGAGAAGGAGUACAACAGGGUAUGCUUAAAAUGCUGGAAGGCACUACAGUAAAUGUUCCAGAACGAAAUAGCAGAAAAUUACGCGGAGACAGCGUUUCUGUAGAUACAACUAAUAUACUAUUCGUUGCAUCUGGAGCUUUUAACGGUUUAGAUAAAAUAGUAUCUAGAAGGAAACACGAAAAGUACUUAGGCUUCGGAACUGUCACUGCUCAACAAGGAAGACGAGCUGCUGCCGCAGCUGACCAAAGAUCCUACUCAGAAAAUGACGAUGUUAUAGAGGAGAUUGAAGAAAGAGAUAAUCUAUUGAAGAGUGUUGAAGCAAGAGACCUUAUCGAAUUUGGCAUGAUACCCGAAUUCGUUGGAAGAUUACCUGUUAUAGUGCCAUUACAUGGAUUAAAUGAAAAAAUGCUGGUUCAGAUUUUAACUGAGCCGAAAAACGCCAUAAUCCCUCAAUUUCAAGCGCUCUUCCUUAUGGAUGACGCUAAUCUAGAAGUUACUCCAGAAGCUUUGAGAGCAAUUGCAAAACAGGCUAUGGAGAGGAAAACAGGUGCAAGAGGACUUCGAGCAAUUAUAGAACGAAUUCUGUUGGAACCAAUGUUUGAAGUGCCUGGAAGUGAUAUCAUUGAAGUUAUAAUUGAUGAGAAAGCGGUAAAAGAAGACGCCGAUGCCAAAUAUGUAAAAAGAGAGUCAGUUUUAAAUGAAGAAAAAGAAGAAUGCACUAAUCGAGUUGGCCAAUGA
This is a messenger RNA of Dimorphilus gyrociliatus, 1978 nucleotides long. The record is from the annotation of a GenBank genome assembly. Lineage: Eukaryota; Metazoa; Annelida; Polychaeta; Dinophilidae.